Coprinopsis cinerea okayama7#130 is the source of this 2358-nucleotide messenger RNA. RefSeq lists its product as hypothetical. Gene Ontology annotation, molecular function: pentosyltransferase activity. The transcript has 3 exons. The record is from RefSeq and is a predicted model, not a curated record. NCBI's taxonomy places the organism in Eukaryota, Fungi, Basidiomycota, Agaricomycetes, Agaricales, Psathyrellaceae. Bases 1 to 2358 code for a protein of 785 amino acids.
AUGGCUAUUGAAUCGGCCGCUCGAGCAUCGUCCACGGCGACUAGCGCUUCGUCGCUCUCGUUUACACUUUCUUCUACACAUUAUGCGACACCCUCCACUUCGACCUCCACCUCGACAGGGACCUCGAUAGAUGCAUCGACUACCACCCCCGCAGCGUUAGCGAUACCACCUAUCGACCCAACGAAGUUCGGUCCGCGUACAGGCGUGCUUACUUUUACCCGCCCCUCCUCCUCCUCCUCCUCUUCCUCUCCCAAGGCCGACACCGAAUCUAUCACAAUCGAAACACCCGGCCUGCUAACCACGACCUCUCGAGGCGUCGUACCGCACAUCGCUUGGGACACGUAUGAGCGGCAUGCGGAGAUGGGUCCGUUGAAGUGGGUUAACGUACCUUGGGAGAGUUUCCUCGAACAUAACCCACCAGUUCCAACCCUCUUCGCCUCCUCUGCUUCGGCCACGAAGGACACUAAUGAGACAAAGAAACCGUUCCACCAAUUCCUCGGCUUCAAACCGCGCAACCACAUCCUCUCACUCUCAGCGCGGGAUGCGGACGAUACGAAGGAGAUGCCGCCGAACGGGAAUGAUGUGGUGUCUGUUUCGACGUUGCGGGGUGUUCGAAAGCUAACACCCACAUCCUACCUCGCGCACAUCCACGCCCUAAACCCAGACCUCAUCUUCGCACUCCACGACACACCCUUCACCAACCCUCCCUACUCCCAAAAACGGCUGACGAAGAGUAUCGAGAGGAGUGGUGCGUGGAUUGGGACGUUGCUUGGGCUUGCGCCUCCCUCUUCGGGCUCGGGCUCUGCGUCGGAUCCUGCGAGGGGGAAGAAGAAGAAGGGGACGAAGCAGGAGAAGGAGACGAAGGGGACAGAGGGAGAGAAAGCGAUCGAAACGAAACUAGGCCCCGUGCAAGCACCCAUCAUCGCCCCGCUCAUCGGCUCAACCUCGCUCCCCGCCCGCGCAUACUACGCCAAAACGCUCCUCGAACCCUUCUCUGCGCUGGAGUACAACAAUAUCUACGGUGUUGAUCCUGAUGGGCAUAAUAAGAGUCGAGAGGGAGGGAAGAGGAUAGGGUGUUUGGAUGAUGGAGUUGCGGGGUAUAGUUUUGAGUUGAGGUCGCUUGAGAAGGAUCUUGCUGCGUCCUCGCCCGUCUCCACCUCCACCUCUUCUUCUCAGCCUUCGUCUACCCCUCACCCAUCCUCCGCGCCUUCUACAACAUCCCCUCCCCCUCCACACCCCUACACCCCGCACCUCCAAACCUCCCUCUCCCCCCUCCCGCACCACAAACCGCGCAUAACAUUCGGCAUCCGCUCGCCACACGAGAUCCUCCUACUCGUGCGGGACGUGGGCGUGGAUAUUUUGGAUGCGGGGUGGGCGGUUGAAGCUGGGAGUGUGGGUGUUGGGUUUGAUUUUGUUUUUCCUGUGGGGGAUUUGGGGGGUGUGGUGGAGAGCGAUGCAGGGUUGAGAGAUAUCGGCCAUAACCUAUACUCCACAAAGUACACGAUGGAUUUCAGUCCGAUCGCUGAUACCUUCCGUGGGCCCGUGCCGCAAAACGACGUCGGGAGUACUGGUGCUGCUGAUACUGCUAAGUCCAUCUGCCCAUGCUACGCAUGUUCGCCCCGCUCGUUUGAUGGAGAUGCGGAGUUGAUUAGGCAUGGUGUUGAUUCUGAUGGGUGGAUUUGUGGGGAGGGUACGACCACGACGUCUGCUCCAGGUGCACCCGCCGCGUCGACCUCCUCGACCUCGACCGCCACGAACGCCGCCGCAUCGACCUCAACCACCACGAACACGACCUCUUCGAACACUACGGUUGCAAGCCAGCCCGGGAACAACGCACCACCAAGCACGCCGCGCUACAACCCACCCCACACCCGCGCGUACAUCCACCACCUGCUGCACACGCACGAGAUGUCGGCUCACGCGUUGUUGGUGUCGCAUAAUUUGGCGGUUGUGGAAGCGUUUUUGAGGGGUAUCCGGGGGGGUUUGUUGAACCCUUCCCCGUCUACUUCGGCUGCUUCCUCCGGCUUGGCGUCGUCGACCUCUGCAACCUCGACCUCGACCUCCACGUCUUCUGGUUCGAACAACGGCACCUUCUCCUCCUCCGCAGCUUCGGACAGCACGACAGCCCCAACUACGACCAGCACCACAGACUCGACUAUGACCAGCACUGAAGAAACUCGAGCGAGAUUCGAGAGGGAACUCGAAAAGUUCUUCCGGACGUACAAACCGCCGGCCUCACUUCUCGAGGAGGCGAAGGAGCAGUUUAGGGAGGUUGAUUUGGCGAGGGGGAAGGGGAGGUUGGGGAGGGAGAGGGAGAAGGAGUUGGGGGAGAGUGUUGGUGUUGUUGAGGAGGCGUAA